CCGCACUGCAGAGCGCAGGCGCAGUCCAAAUCAGCUGCUUUGCAGCGACCACAGUCGCGUCCCUGAUCUUCUGCAGCCGAAAUCCGUGGGCGUUGCACCAACCCCGCCAACGCACUGCACAAACAGCCCACCAAGGACACGGGAGCGAGCGACCGGAAGCCGCAGAGCAUACGAAUCAACACUUCUGGCAAGAGGAAAGGAGCAUGUUCCCCCACUUGAAGGGUCAUGGUCAGCGGGUCAACCUGCAGUUGCUGCAGGAGGCCGCCUGCCGCGAGCUGGUGCAGCAGCUGGAGCGCAUUGAAGGUUCCAAGGUAAUUGUGCUGGACGAGACCAUGAUCGGACCGCUGGACUUGGUUACCCGGCCAAAGUUAUUCGCUGAUCGAGGCAUCCGUCUGCUGGCCCUCAAGCCGGAGCUUCACCUGCCGCGCGAGGUGGCCAAUGUGGUGUACGUGAUGCGCCCACGCGUGGCGCUGAUGGAGCAGCUGGCCGCCCACGUGAAGGCAGGCGGAAGAGCGGCCGCUGGACGGCAGUACCACAUCCUGUUCGCCCCGAGGCGGUCAUGUCUGUGCGUCAGCCAACUGGAGGUCAGCGGCGUGUUGGGCAGCUUUGGACACAUCGAGGAACUGGCCUGGAACUAUCUGCCGCUGGACGUCGACCUGGUAUCGAUGGAGAUGCCCAAUGCCUUCCGCGAUGUGAGUGUGGACGGUGACACUAGCUCGCUGUAUCAGGCGGCAGUGGGCCUAGUGCAACUGCAGCGGCUCUACGGACGCAUUCCCAAGAUCUACGGAAAAGGAGAGUUUGCGCACAGGGUAUGGGAGCACGCCAAGCAGCUUGGCCGGGAUGAGCGGACUCUGUACAACGGCGACAAGGGUGUCGUCGAUCAGUUGAUCCUUCUGGACAGAAGCAUCGACCUGCUCAGCCCGCUGGCCACACAACUCACCUACGAGGGGCUUAUCGAUGAGUUCUACGGCAUCCGGCAGAACAAACUGACGCUGCCCGCCGAGAACUUUCCCUCUGACGGAGCCCUCCCCGGUGGCGGAGGCAGUGGCCCACGCGUCGAGGAAUCGCAGUCGCUGCUGGGUGACUCCGAGAAAAAGACCAUCCUACUGCACUCCGGCGAGCAGUUGUACGCGGAGCUGCGCAACAAGCACUUCAACGAGGUCACCAAGCUGCUCGCUCGCAAGGCACGGGAAAUUCACGUCCAGAUGCACGCCACCUCCCAGGACAAGAGCGUGCAGGAGAUCAAGAGCUUCGUCGAGAACCUGCUGCCGCAGCUAAUGGCCCAGAAGAAGGCCACCUCCGAGCACACGGCCAUCGCUGGCCUCCUGCACGAACAGGUGAACGCGGUGCGCUUCGCUGACGACCUGGCCGCCGAGCAGGAGUUCAUGGUCUGCGCAGAUAUCGACAAGCCGAGCGCCUACAUCGAGGACCUGAUUGCCUGCAGGGUGGAGUUGAAUCGCGUCCUGCGGCUCAUCUGCAUGCAGUGCCACGCCGCCUCCGGGUUCAAGGAGAAGCUGCUUAACCACUACAAGCGCGAACUGGUCCAUGUCUACGGUCUGGAAGUGCUGCUCACCAUCAGCAACCUGGAGAAAUCGGGCCUGCUCCACCUGCAAACGGAGUCGCGGGCUUACAGCGUUCUGCGAAAGACGCUGCACCUCACGGUGGACGACAACGUCGAAAUUGAGCCAAAGGACGUCAGCUACGUGCACAGCUUCUACGCUCCGCUGACCGCGCGCGUUGUGGAGCACUCGCUCAAACCGCUGGGUUGGCAGACGCUUAAGAGCCAGAUCAACAACCUGCCCGGACCGACGUUCGAGGACUUCCAGGCGCAGCUGGUGGGCAUCGGUGGACGGCAUACGGUCACCACAGUCAGCGAGGGAUCCCUGCUGAAUGUGCCGCGAGUGGUGCUCGUCUGCUUUGUGGGCGGAUGCACGUUCGCCGAAAUAGCUGCGCUGCGUUUCCUCGCCGCCCAGGAGGACAACAACGUGGAGUUCCUGAUUGCCACCACGAAGGUCGUCAACAAACACUCCUUCCUGGACAGCCUGAUGAGCUCGUGAGGGCGGCGGCUAAGCCGACUGGAAGCCCAUCGCCUGUCCAACGCCCACGGCCUGGCACGUGGAUGAAACGCGUCCGUUCCGCUGAAGCCGAGAUCAAAGAGAAAGGGCAAGCGGCGCAGUGCGGCAAUCGGGACUGCGGAUCAGAAUCCAGGGUGCUAGGGGCGUUGUGAAUGACACGAUUGCUAAGGACUCGCCGGCACGCGGAAACCCUAAAAUAUUUAUUUUUCGAUCGCGGCAUUUAUUAUUUAUUCUUAUACCCUAUGUAUCGUUAAAGAGCAUGUAUGUAUAUAGAUAGAUGCAAGCAUAUAUAUUUAUGUAUACCGAAGUAUGUAGUCUUAAGCAAAAAAAAUUGCAAAUCCCAUUUAUUCAAGCUUGGCAAUUGUAGAUUUAAGUGCAAUUGAUUCCAACUUCCAAUCAUACACAUACGUGUGCAAGACAAAUAUUUUCGAAAUAAAAAGUUUAGUCAAUGUUAUGCUA
Messenger RNA from Drosophila simulans, 2534 nucleotides. RefSeq names its product vacuolar protein sorting-associated protein 33A (gene car). Lineage: Eukaryota; Metazoa; Arthropoda; Insecta; Diptera; Drosophilidae. The coding region runs from base 204 to 2057 and encodes 617 amino acids. Gene Ontology annotation, cellular component: lysosome; CORVET complex. The transcript is spliced from 2 exons. Gene Ontology annotation, biological process: vesicle-mediated transport; intracellular protein transport. The record is from RefSeq and is a predicted model, not a curated record.